CUGGCCGCUCCCGGCAGCCCGCGCGCCGCCCGGGGGCCUCGGAGCACGGCGGAACCAUGCCCAGGUCCCGGCGGGACCGAAAGGUCUCCCUGACGCGGACGCCCCGGAAGGGGCUGGAGGCCAAGCAGGCGCUGAUCACCGAGCUCCGCCGCUGUGUGGACACCUACAAGUACAUCUUCGUGUUCUCCGUGGCCAACAUGAGAAACAACAAGCUCAAGGAUGUCCGGAACGCCUGGAAGCACAGCAGGAUCUUCUUCGGCAAGAACAAGGUGAUGAUGGUGGCGCUGGGGCGGGCGCCGAGCACUGAGUACAAGGAGAACCUGCACAAGGUCAGCAAACACCUGAGAGGGGAGGUUGGGCUCCUCUUCACCAACCGCACCAGGGAUGAGGUGGAUGAGUGGUUCUCCAAGUUCCGAGAGGUGGACUUUGCCCGCGCUGGGAACAAGGCACCGUACGGGGUGAGCCUGGACACAGGGCCCUUGGAGCAGUUCCCACAUUCCAUGGAGCCGCAGCUCCGGCAGCUGGGAUUGCCCACGGCGCUGAAGAAAGGGGUGGUGACACUGCUCUCAGAUUACGAAGUCUGCAAGGAAGGGGAUGUUCUCACCCCGGAACAGGCCCGUGUCCUGAAACUCUUCGGUUAUGAGAUGGCAGAGUUUAAAGUCACCAUCAAAUUCGUGUGGAAUUCUGAGACAGGAGACUUCCAGAAGCUUGUUGGAGACACAGCAGAGGAAGAGGAGGAUAAUGAUGAUGACAGCAACGAGGACUAGCAGUGUGGACACCAGGCAGUUCUAUUCUAUUUUAGAGACAAAAAGAGGAGGAUGUUUCCCUCACCUGUCUGCAGCUGGACAAGGAUGAUCAGCUCAAAUGUGCUCUUUGUAAAAAACGAUCUAACUAUGCUUUUUUUAUAUAUAUAUAAAUCUGUAUACAAAACUUCAGAUGGUUGUUGCUGCUGCCUGUUCCUGUUUGUGUAUCCCAGGAUCUGAGAAAAUUCCACCUCACAUGUGAAAACCGGGCAGAAAGGGUGUAAAGUUAAUGCAACUUCAAUGUAGCACAGUGGGGAAAAUGCCAAGAGUUUGUUAUUCUGACAUAGAAGAAGAUAAUUUAGCUCAUCCCUGGAAUUUUGCCCUCUCCCUGAAAGAGUACAAGACCAGGCUGGAUGGAGCUCUGAGCAACCUGGGCUAGUGGGAGGUGUCCCUGCUCAUGGCAGGGACUGUGAUGAGAUGAGCUUUAAGGUCCCUUCCAACCCAAACCAAUCUGGGAUUCUAUGAUCCCAAGUCCCCAAGUGCUGCCAGCCAGGUUACAGGUACAGGUCAGAGAUGGGAGCUGUGUUAGAAAGAGGUUUUAUUCUUGUACGUAAUUAUUUAAGAUUUCACAUUAAAGCAGAACUGGGGUUUUCACCCCAUUAAUGUGUUCA
Molecule: messenger RNA, 1414 nt
Organism: Pipra filicauda (Wire-tailed manakin)
Lineage: Eukaryota; Metazoa; Chordata; Aves; Passeriformes; Pipridae
Gene: MRTO4
Product: MRT4 homolog, ribosome maturation factor
Exons: 8
Coding region: 57-767 (236 amino acids)
Biological process (GO): nuclear-transcribed mRNA catabolic process; rRNA processing; ribosomal large subunit assembly
Cellular component (GO): preribosome, large subunit precursor; nucleolus
Molecular function (GO): RNA binding
Source: RefSeq, a predicted model, not a curated record